AGCAAAGGGAGAGAAGCUGGCUGUACUGCAGGAAUCCGGAUAUGAUGAAAAUGUUUGAGAAGCAACUAUCUAACUCAGAAAACUACCGCCACUGAACGUCGAAAGCGUCGCGCGAGGAUUAUUAUUGUUAACUGGAAAAAGUGGGACUGGGACACGCGCUGUCUGCUAAAGUUACCGGGAAAAAGUUUUUGGACGUUACUCUUUCACCCACUUUCGUCUUUUCUUCCCAACGUCUCGGGGAAAGAGUCGGAGGAAGGAAGGAUGGGAAUAAGUCAGAUUUGAAGCAAGGGAGUUGUCAUGUUUGAAAGACUCCGCUGAUGAUGAGACAUUGGUUUUCACAGCGUUGAGGGCUGAGGGAAGGGAGGAACUUCUUCUUCUGCUGUGUGUGUCCCAAAAAGACGACUGUCUCAUGUCCAAGGAGACUGUCCUUACUCCGGAUGGGCCGGGAGGGCCAGGGAAGGGCCCUCAGCAAGAGACAAGUCCCCUUCUGUCAGCCUCACAAGAUGCUUGUGACAGUGAAUCGUCAGGAAGAACACCAUCUCCCAGGAAACCAGCCACUGAAGGACAAAGUCACGUGACCGAGGAGAAGCCGAGUUAUUACGAGCCUGUAAGAACUCAAGCCCAGUCUCAGCCACAGCCUGCCGAGGGAGACGCCCACAAGGACCAAAAUGGCUUUCACCACAACAGCACUGGCACGAGCAACACCACAUGUUCCUGUGGUGCCAACAUCAGAACAGGCGCCAUGGGUGGGUCAGGUCCUGGCACAAGAGCAGAGGCGACCGAGACAACGACGGAGCAGCCCAGGAAGCAGCCGUCCACGCCUGUGUCGCAGAGGAUGCAGAGGAAAUUAAGGUCCAGCUUGUCGGUCAACAGUGACAGCAGCCGGCGUAGUAAAGGCAGUUCCACAGGCUCACAGAAACCUCCUUUACCAGAGGACUGCUGCGUCCACUGCAUCUUGGCCUGCCUGUUCUGCGAGUUCCUGACACUUUGCAACAUGGUGGUGACGCAGGCCUCGUGCGGCGCGUGCACAUCAGAGGCUUGCUGCUGCUGCUGCUGCGGCGACGACCUAGGCGAUGACUGCAACUGCCCCUGUGACAUGGACUGUGGCAUCAUGGAUGCCUGCUGCGAGUCCUCGGAUUGCCUGGAAAUCUGUAUGGAGUGCUGCGGCAUCUGCUUCCCCACAUAGGCCUGUGUCUCUGCGGGGGAUAACUGGACCCUGGAUGGAAGAAUGGAAGGAAACUGCUGCUGCUGUCACUUUGAAUUCAGCAGCAGAGAGAGCAAAUAUUUGUGAGUGAGUGAGUGCGUGCGUGCGUGCGUGCGUGCGUGCGUGUGCGUGUGUGUGUGUGUGUGUGUGAGUGUGUGAUGAUCGACAUGUGUUUGUGAACAACACUGGGUUUCUUCAUCAAAACCAGCUCAGCAGGAGCUAGAAGUAACUCCAGAUAUAUGAACAUGUCAGUUAAAUCGUCCGUGUAUAUUAAGUAUUCUAUCCUUUGCGUAAGAAGUAUUAUCACAUACUGCCUUAAAGAUUUUAUCGUUACAUCAGGAAUGCUGUCUAAUUGUAUCUCAUCUUUUUCCGUCAUUUUGAUGACCAACGUGUUGCGUACACCAACACAAUGAUUUAUUUACUCAGAUUUCAUUUUCAAUAGAUGUGUUGCUGUUUUUUACUCUCUUGCGGUCUUAGUACUGUACAACACUGUAAAAGGUUUAUGUGACAGUUCAUACAUUCUUAGUUGCAUACUGUAGUUUUGCAACAACAACUUUCAUUUACAGUUAUCUACUGUAGCACUGUAGAACAGCUGAAACUGAUGAAAUAUCAAAGGGGAAUCAGGAUAUCACAAAUGCUACUUUCUCAACCCAAAAGUGUCCCUGUUUUAGGAUGUUUUUAUUUUUCUAUUUCAAGCGUUUCUUUUAAUUGAAGUGGCCUGUUAUUACAGAAUAAAACUGCACACAAUUGCUGAUAAGCACAUAGUUGUUUUGCUAAAUCAUGCUGGAAGGUUUAUGAAAACAUGCUUUACUAAAGAAUCUCAUCUCUCUCUCUUGAUUUGGAAGUAUUUGAAGCUUUGGGUUUACUGGAAAUACCGCACAGAUAGACGUGUCUUUAAUGAAAAGAAGGGGUUCUGACCAGCUCACUACAACGUGAAGAUAAACAAUGUAAUGUCAGCCUUCUAAUGAUUUGGCUUUUUCAGCUGCAUAUGGUACAGGUCUUCCUCUGAUGCUAUUUUACAUACAUAAUGUGUAAGUAUGACUUGUUGAACUGCACUCCGUUCAUGAGGGGUGUGAUAUGGAAUUAAAAAAUGGUGACCUGGUUGCUAUAUAAGCGGCUUUCGGGUAUCAAACCCAGUGAAUAACAAUACAAAAAAGGAAUCAUGAAGUGUCAUGUUGAAAUGGUAAACUAAUGCAGGGUAAAGGCAGUUUUCUUCUCCUUUUUUUUAUUUCUGUUCUCUAAUUCUGUGUAUCUCGAGAUGAGUUUGUGGUGAAUCACCAGUGGAGUCAUUUUCUUGUCUUGGAGAUCCGCUUUGAUGUUGUUUAAGUGGUGCUACUUAAUGCUGGCCUUCAUUAGCACCGCUUGCUAACUGGUUACAAAAACAAGUUCCUUCCUCACGCCAACAGAGAUGAUGUGCUGUCAUGUACAGCUCGUCUUAAUGGCGCACUGUUAUUGCGUAUAAGGAGGUUGGAUAGGCACCUCUGCAGCAGAUAAUGUGCGGAAAGUAAACCUCAUUUUCAUGUUCAUGAUUAACUCGUGCCAAGAGUGUCAAGAAAACACUUUAGAUAAUGUGAAGAAUUCAUCUAAAACGACAAAUGUAUACAUGUAGCUACAGUAGUUGUCCUCUUAUACUAUACUGUUGUAUAUUUGUUCUUCCUUCUGUGCCUUUACACUUGAUCCUUCUCACUUUUUAUCUUGAUGCAUCAUUUUUCUUAGUUUUUCUUAAAUCUCAAAGAGAACCGUUUUAAAAAAAUAAACCAUUUCCAAAAAAUGUA
Molecule: messenger RNA, 2979 nt
Organism: Cottoperca gobio
Lineage: Eukaryota; Metazoa; Chordata; Actinopteri; Perciformes; Bovichtidae
Gene: mdfic
Product: MyoD family inhibitor domain containing
Exons: 5
Coding region: 410-1186 (258 amino acids)
Source: RefSeq, a predicted model, not a curated record